Haliotis rufescens (red abalone) is the source of this 1193-nucleotide messenger RNA. RefSeq names its product macrophage mannose receptor 1-like. The record is from RefSeq and is a predicted model, not a curated record. Bases 1 to 729 code for a protein of 242 amino acids. The transcript is spliced from 4 exons. NCBI's taxonomy places the organism in Eukaryota, Metazoa, Mollusca, Gastropoda, Lepetellida, Haliotidae.
AUGACCACCGAUCACUACAGGUCAAAUUCAACCCACAACCCUUGUACAGGCCAGACUGGACCAAAGUGUUUGGUGUGGAAUUGUAUGACCAUUAUCAGGAUCCUGAGGAAAACAAGAACCUGGCGUAUGAUUCCGCCUCCAGCGCCUUGGUGGCUCAACUCAGCAAACAGCUACAUGCUGGUUGGAGGGCAGCUAGACCCAAAUUUUGAGAUUCCACAUCCAUCUGUUGAAACUCAAGUGAUUGUAAGUCCACCAAAUGCCACUCUGGAUGAUAGUGGAAAAGUCGGUAGUGACCUUCAGCCUCGUCCAUCAACAGCUGAGAAAGCCAAAGACCUGGGUGCCACUGCCGCCAUCAGUGACAAAUACGAUUAUCACCCAAAGGAAAAGACCUGGGAGGAAGCAAGGAAGGCUUGCGAGGAACUGCCAGGUGCUUCACUGAUACAGAUCAAGAGCCAGGAGCAGCAGGACACGGCAAGGAAACUUGUGGAAAACUCUACGCUGGAACUUAUCCACAUUGGUAUCUUCCAUCAUCAUGGCUUUCUUCCCCCAUCAGCCGAAUGGAAGUAUAUGGAUAAAACCAUUAUUACGUACAGCAGUUGGGCAGAUGGCGAGCCAAACCCUAUGAUGCUGACACAUGCUGCUUUGAAGAAGGAUGCUGGCUAUAAAUGGGCUGUUGUUGGGGAUGAAGAGAGAGGUGGCUGGAUCUGUGACAGACACCCAAAAGAAUAAGUUCUUGGUACCGAUCCCAAUUUCCAAGAAAUAGAUCCCCAAACCACAACCAUUGCACACAAUACAAUAUUAACUUGAAUAUUAUCAACGAGUAGCGCGUACGUGUACAUCAUAGACCUUAUUUGUGUUCCCCAUUACAUAACUGCACAUGUAACAAUGUAGCAUUCCAUAAAUGUAUCUGUCUUAGAAACUUUCGCUCACCAUGCAUUUCCUUCAUUUCACAAGGAUUCUUAGUAGUUGUUUACGCUUGUUUGUUGUGAAAAACAAAAACAGAAUAGGCUUUUUCCAUUACUUGAUACUAUUUCUGAAUAACAUGCCAGUUGUAAUGCUUACGUUUGGUAGUCGUUACAAUGAUUUAUUGCCACGGACGAAACAAAAUUGAUUUAUACAUCUGUGUGACCAAUAUGUUCGACCCGUGACGAUUCCGGGGUAGAAUAGGUCUUCAGCAACCCAUGCUUGUCGUA